Molecule: messenger RNA, 825 nt
Organism: Spinacia oleracea (spinach)
Lineage: Eukaryota; Viridiplantae; Streptophyta; Magnoliopsida; Caryophyllales; Amaranthaceae
Product: protein FAR1-RELATED SEQUENCE 5-like
Exons: 4
Coding region: 1-825 (274 amino acids)
Source: RefSeq, a predicted model, not a curated record
AUGAAUGAAGUUCCUAACACCGCAGUUCCAUUUCCUGAUUAUGGUGGUGACGGUGUCGAUUAUAGCGAUCGAUUCGUGACAAAUGAAAUAUUCGAUGGUUUUGAGAACGCAUCGAAAUGGGCAAGGGAAGUGGCUAUCGGAUUAGGAUUCAUCUUGUGUGAACAACAACGAGUAGAAGAAGAUAAUUGGGUAAUUGAGUUGCUUAAUGAUCGCGACACACAUAACCACACAUUAAUUGUGUACCCGGAGGGUCACCGCGGUGUUAGUGGUCUUAGUCAAGGUGCUAAGGAAGUUAUUCGUGAGAUGAACGAUGCACAAGCUAAGCCAAAACACAUUAUGGUGGCCAUUAAGAACAAGUAUCCAGAAGAACAUCCCAACAUGAGGCACAUUUACAACUUCAAAGAUAAGAUUCGACGAGAAGGUUCAGAAGGAAGAAAUAUGGUUGAACGGAUGUUGCAUCUGGCGAGAGAGCAAGGCUACAUAAAUUGGGUCUCAUGUAAUGACCGUUCGAAUAAAGUCAUUACUCGUCUCUUCUUAGCUCACCCUGCCAUGGUGGAGGUGUUACGCACAUAUCCACUUGUUAUUGGUUUGGAUUCGACGUACAAGACAAACAAAUAUGGGUUUCCUUUUUUGGAGAUUGUUGGUGUGACACCGACAAAUCAGAAUUUCUUGAUUGCCUACGCAUUUAUGAAAGACGAGACUUCAACGAGCUACCGUUGGGUGUUAGAGAAGUUGAAGCUGCUCCUCGGGGAGGGUGUCACUCCCACGGCUAUUCUAACGGAUAAAGAGGGUGGUCUUAUGAGACCGGUCGCCGAGGUUAAUUAA